UAAUCUCGCGAGAAUUACGCAAAGCGGCCCCGUUCACCUUCCGAAGGAGGAGAUGACCGUUUUUCUCAACUGGAACUGGAAGAAAAUCUGUUGAAGCCGUGACCUCUCCAAUAUGGCCGCUCUGUUCGGCUGCGGGGAAGCGGAAGUAUGGAGGAGAGUUUACAAGAAGUACUGGGACGUGGUAGAGGCGACGGCCAAAGCCAAGAAGCCGAAACUACUGCAGCUUGACAAAUGCUUUAAGGCUAGCUGUCUGAUCAGGUACCAGGAGGAAUUGCCGGCGCUGAUUUUGAGUCGACCCGACAAACACAUCACUCUGUCAGAGCUGAAGAUGCUAAUGGAGUGGAAGCUAACGUUCUGUGAAAUAAACCAAUUUCAGUGUGGCCCAAAAUCCUCAUGCAGAAAACUUUCCAUCAAAAAUAGGGGGAAGUUCAGGCCGAGGCUGCAGCAGCUGGCGGCCUCCAACGGCGAGGACGCCGUCCAGAAACGCUCCAGAACGGCGCUGGGCCUCCUGCCCGACGUUCCGGCGGCCGUCGCUGAGCUCAGCGGCCUGAAAGGCGUCGGCCCCGCCACAGCCUCAGCGGUGUUGGCAGCAGCGGCUCCGGCUCUGACUGCGUUCAUGUCUGAUGAAGCAGCGGAGAACGUUCCUGGGCUGCAGCCCGUCCAGUACACCGCCAAGCACUACGCCCUCUACCUGGACAAAAUGGCCGCCCAGGCUGCCAAACUAAACCGAGUGGAUCCGCAGCAGGACUGGACGCCUCACAGGCUGGAGUUGUGUUUGUGGGCGACGGCGACGGCGACCAAGCUGCAGCUUCCUGUUCUGGAGGAUCUGAAGGGCGGCGACACGCAGACCUCAGACUGCGACCAGAGGCCAACCAAGAAACUUAAAACUGCUUAAAAACACGGCGACGUUUGUGAAGUUAGUCAGUAAAUUACAGUUUGGGUUAUUUAGCCUGAUACAAGAGGAUUCAUUUUACAAAAUCCAUAUUUUCACAAUGUUAUUCACUUAUAAAAGUCACAGUUUCUAACUAAAUACUUCAUUUACACUCUAAAUAUUUAGGUGACAAACUAAAUAUUUAUUGUGGAGCCAAAUCUUUCUUACUAAAUAUUUUGCUCCAAACAAAAUAUUUGAUCAA
Molecule: messenger RNA, 1133 nt
Organism: Xiphophorus maculatus (southern platyfish)
Lineage: Eukaryota; Metazoa; Chordata; Actinopteri; Cyprinodontiformes; Poeciliidae
Exons: 7
Coding region: 113-895 (260 amino acids)
Biological process (GO): DNA repair
Molecular function (GO): catalytic activity; DNA binding
Source: RefSeq, a predicted model, not a curated record